Molecule: messenger RNA, 666 nt
Organism: Eruca vesicaria subsp. sativa (arugula)
Lineage: Eukaryota; Viridiplantae; Streptophyta; Magnoliopsida; Brassicales; Brassicaceae
Source: the annotation of a GenBank genome assembly
AUGGAGGAGGAGAGAAAAGCUGAAGGAACUUCAGAAGAUCCAAAGGGACAAGGGGUGUUAAGCAGAAAGAACAGCCACAGCUCUAUGUGUCCGACAGAUGAUGACGAUGAAGAGGAAGACAAGAAGCUUCAACUUGGUCCUAUGAUCGCUCUCAAAGAACAGCUCGAGAAAGACAAGGAUGAUGAAAGCUUGAGGAAAUGGAAAGAACAACUUCUAGGCAGUGUGGAUAUGGAGGAGGUUGGAGAGACUCCGGAUCCGGUGGUAAAGAUACUAUACUUAACAAUUAGGUCACCGGAUAGAGACGACAUGGUAUUGACUGUCCCUGAAGACGGAAAACCGACAUCGAAAGGGGCAUGGUUUACUCUCAAAGAAGGCUCUAAGUACACUCUUGUAUUUACUUUCCGUGUAACCAACAACAUUGUGUCUGGCCUCCGUUACAGCAAUACGGUUUGGAAGACCGGACUCAAGGUGUAUAGUAGAAAGGAGAUGUUAGGAACGUUUAGUCCACAGGCGGAACCUUAUACCCAUGUCAUGUUUGAAGAAUCGACACCGUCUGGUAUGCUUGUUAGAGGCUCUUAUUCCGUUAAAUCUAAGUUCGUAGACGACGACAAUAAGUGCCACUUGGAGAACAAUUACACCUUCGACAUUCGCAAGGAUUGGCUGUGA